Molecule: messenger RNA, 3540 nt
Organism: Orbilia oligospora ATCC 24927
Lineage: Eukaryota; Fungi; Ascomycota; Orbiliomycetes; Orbiliales; Orbiliaceae
Exons: 3
Coding region: 1-3540 (1179 amino acids)
Molecular function (GO): protein binding
Source: RefSeq, a predicted model, not a curated record
AUGGCCCAGGAUUCUAGCAGCACUGAAGCACUCGAAUUUAUUCGCGAUGCACACCGUUUUGCCUUGAUGAAUCGAGCCAUAAUUGAUUCCGCACCACUCCAGUUGUAUUCAUCGGCCCUCAUUUUUACUCCUCGAAAGUCUAUCAUCCGAAGGAUAUUCAUAGACCAGGUUCCAGAUUAUAUUCAGACCUUACCGACAGUGGAAGAUGAAUGGGAUGCGGUUCUACAGAUACUACAUCACGAACACCCUGGCCGGUAUGUCUGGCCAGGCAGGCCCAAUCCCGGACUCAUGAAAUUCUCACCCAGUGGUCGAAUUCUCGCAGCAGCGGGCAAAGAUUUUUCCAUUAUGCUCUAUGAUUCCUUUACUGGAGCACUGGUAAGAACGCUUAGAGGACAUGGGCUUGCUGUUGAAGCUGUAGCUUUCUCUCCGGAUGGGGAAUUAUUAGUUUCGGGCUCGCGAGACAAAACAGUCAGAGUAUGGGACUCUGUUACGGGAGCUCUCAAGCUUAAACUUGAAGGGCAUGAAAGUGAUAUUAAAGCUGUAUCUUUUUCACCAGAUGGGAGUCUGAUAUUCUCAAUAGCCUCUGAUGCACUUAUGCAAUGGGACUCCAAAACGGGAGCGCGUUGUGGAGUUUUGAAGGGCAGUUUUACUCUGGGUUCCCCGAUGAUUUUCUCCCCAGAUGGACAACUAUUGGUAUCCGUCCCGGAUAAGUAUCAGGCCUGGAUUUGGAAUUUUGGUCUCGGGUCACAUUGUAUGCCUUUAGCCACGGCGGAACUGAGUCACGGCAGUGACUAUCCAUUGGUAUGCUUAUCCCAAGACGGCGAAAUGAUCGCUAUCGGAAGACGUUAUGGGUAUAUGGAGGUUGUUUCCACAGCUACGGGGGCACUACUCCAGACUCUGAAACCUCCAAAUAAAGUGGGGCGCACCUGUGCCAUGAGCUUUCUGCCAGACAGCCAGCUGGUGGCAUUAGCGCUACCAGAUGUGUCUGGUAGGUUGGCGGUAUUUACGAACUUAAACACUGGCCUAGAGAUAUGGAGUAUCCCUUUGGAUCUAGGGAAAUAUCAGUGGCAUUCCGUUUCUAUCUCACCGGACGGUAAACUCUUGAUAGUUACAUUUACCUUAAAGUCGUACAUUAAUGGGAAAUUCAUGUUGUCUCGGCGUGUACAAGAGAUUCGGGUAUAUGAAUCUGCUACCGGGAGAGAAAUCCACAGGCUCAAGCAAGUUUCGGGGAUUGGGGUAAUUUUGUGUCAAGCUCUUUCCUUGGAUAACAAACUAUUGGCUUCGAUAACGGAUGAGGGGUCUGUGAUGCUCCACGAUUUUGGAACUGGGGAAUUGCGACAGAAUUUAGGCUCAGCGGAGUCAGGCGAAGAGUAUUGCGGUUUUUUGGAAUUUCAGAUCGCAGAUCAAAGUCUAGGUUCCAGUUCUGAGUGGCUAGAGCUAGAGCCGGAUCACGACAUAUGUCUAGAGUCUUCAUUGUAUUACAAAAAGAACCGGUUUGUGAGGAUUUCGAGGGAUGGUAAACGAGUCGCCGCAACAACUGGGGACAUUGUCAAAGUCUGGGACUCAGAUACGGGGCUAUCCCUGGAAACGAUAACUGGACAGUGGGGUGAGAUUUGGGAUAUCCUCUUUGCUCCAGACGGUAGUUUGGUGGUAAUCGGACCUGACACAACAAUAAAAGUCCUCGAAUCGGCUACCGGAAAGUCGCGCCUCAACAUGCAGAUUGAUACCGGGUUCGCUUUCGGUUGGAAGUGGGAUAAGGCGGAGGCUAAAGCUGCCAUCUCGCCGAGUAACACCCUUCUUGCAAUCGCGGAGCCUCAUUCGCUAUAUAUUUACAACUUGGUUAGCGGGGUCCAGCAGCUGGUGUGUAACGGAUUCUCAGAUAUCGGUGCUUUAACAUUUUCACCAGAUAGUGGAAUUAUCGCAACAACAAUGAAAUCUACAAAGAGGAAAUCUACAAGUGAGCUACUGAUGCACAACGGUGUAAAGCUAUAUGAUUCUGCAACUGGGGACUUCUUACAUAACGUUGCUCAACUUGAAAAAUCACCUUCGAAAAGCUCGGAGCGUCAAGUAGCGAUUGCUUUUACACCCGCCGGAGAUCUUAUAGCAAUGGUAUCCAACUCUGGAUCAAUAACUCUGCUAGACCCGAAAAGAGUACCGCGACAAUCUGAACUCUCCGAGAGGUCAGUAUUGGAUUUACAUUUACCCAAAUCCAAAGGUCAUAUAUUCGUUUCACCAGACGGCAAACUAGCCAUCUCUGCAACAAAUAAUGGGCUAGUCGAGCUAUGGGACGUAUCCACAGGAGGACUUCUGCAGAGCUUCUGGCUAAAUAGCUGGAUUCAAGGCCAUACUUUUGGCGCAGUUAUCGCCUACCAAUACGAAAAUUACGAAGGUGGUUACUUUGGCGCAAUUUCGGAUUGUAAAACAAAAAUGGAACUAGUCUCGUUCCUAGACUGCAACAAAGAAAAAAUCCUUGAAAGCACUUUGCCAUCCGAUGACGAUUACAUGUUAAAAUUCUCACCUGACAGUAAGCUAUUGGCAGCGAAAAUAAAUGGUUGCUUACAGGUUUGGGAUAUACUCGGCCUCAUAGACCGGACAGCACGCGACCUUAGACCCACAUAUAUGGAUGAUAAGAAUACGGAGACCAUUGUAUCAUUUCCGGAUGACCUGCAGCUAGCUCGUCCACCAAAGAAGCUGACUAGCGGAGGAAGGGCCGUUCGUGGCCUUGGUCGUGUAUCAAAACCAAGCAACGCAAAUUCCCAAUUAACCUCGUCACUACCCGUACUGAAAUGCUCACUCAAACCAAAGGCUGGACCAAGGGGCGACCAGCUUAGACAGUCCAAUCGUACCCUGGGGGCUAAAAAUGCUCAGAUAAACAGAGACGUUAAAAGGGCAACGGACACAAGGCUGUCCAACAACAACAGUCUUGGUUCGAAACAAGCCAAUUCGAUACCGGACAAGUCUGUCCCGAUUGACAAAACCGUAACUAAUUCCAUACUCGGGAGCCUUUCUUGGGUUAUAACCCCUAUUAAUAGUCUCAGCAUCUCAUUAGAGCAUCCAACGACACCAGACGAACAGCAAACAGAUUCAAGGAAACCGACAAGAAGCAUCAAAACAGUAGCGUUUUCCCCGGAUGGUGAAUUGAUUGCUCUUGUGUCUAUGGUCCCCUCUAUUGAAAUCUGGAACCUUAGGAAACGGGAAUUACUCCCUCGAUGGCCUAAAUCGCUGGAACGUCCUGAAAUAUCAACUUUAUCGUUACGUACAGCUAUUAAUUUAGCGUUCUCUCCUGACGGAAAUUUUUUACUAGCCUACGGCUACGGUUUGGCAAUUUGGUCAAUCUGCUCCGGGAACGUACGAAAUUUCUCAUGGUCUCGGGACGAUAAUAUAAGCUUUCAUAAUAUCAAAGUGGCGGCGUUAUCACCUGAUAACAAGCUUCUCGCAAUAAGCUGUCAAUGGCUCCUUCUGAAAUCGAUUACUCUUUGGUCUAGAUGGUUUACAAUUGAAAACAGACGACCGCAUAUGGAACAUCGAGCGCCUCGUUAA